Molecule: messenger RNA, 2397 nt
Organism: Aspergillus tanneri
Lineage: Eukaryota; Fungi; Ascomycota; Eurotiomycetes; Eurotiales; Aspergillaceae
Gene: SEC18
Product: AAA family ATPase SEC18
Exons: 1
Coding region: 1-2397 (798 amino acids)
Biological process (GO): Golgi to plasma membrane protein transport; intra-Golgi vesicle-mediated transport; SNARE complex disassembly
Cellular component (GO): Golgi stack
Molecular function (GO): ATP binding; ATP hydrolysis activity
Source: RefSeq, a predicted model, not a curated record
AUGUUUAGUCGCAACAGUCCUUUUGGUGUUGGCUCUCGUCCCUCUCGAGGAGAUGGCUAUUCACACCCCGAACAGGGCCCACCUGGUGCUGGCGGAUAUGGAGCUCCUCCACGGCCCGGUCAACCACAGCACUCUCCGCGGGCUCCUACGGGAUCAGGGAAAGCAUGGACGCUACGGCCCGCGAAGAGUCCGGAUAAUACCUACACAUUCGGGAACUUGGUGGCAGUUUCAACGCAGGAUUUCCCUCCUUCCCGCGACGGACUCGAUAUUUUGCUCCUCAUAAACGACCUCUAUGUCUUCUCCGCACGCCCGCUUAAUGGAUUUCCGCCCGGACAUAUCAGCAUGUCUGAUCCGCAAAGGACGUGGGCUGGCGUUGCUUUCACCGACUCGGUCAAGGCUCAAAUAUAUGAUCCGUUUAGCCAGGGCGGACAAGCAUACUUAGGAUCUACAGAUAUCGAAGUAGGGUUUGCUGGAAAAAAGAGGGUGGAAACCCCAUACGAUCAAGAUGAGCUAGGUGCGGCUGUAAUCAAGAACUUUGAGAACCAAAUACUUUCGCCCGGUCAGAAAAUCUUGAUGGAUCACAGAAGCAUUCCUCUCCUUUUGACCGUCAAGACCGUACAGAGAGUCGAUUUGAGCUCCGAGAAGGGCGACUCUGCUGGGGGACACGUAGAGACGGACCCCAGGGCAAGAGGCAUUCUUACAAGACAUUCGCAGAUCACAUUUUUCAAGGAUGCCCGGACCGGUAUCAACGUAAAGCCAUCGAAUCGUCGCCCAGCGGCCAACUCUAUCAUUCAGCCUGAUUUCAAGUUCGAGGAUAUGGGGAUCGGCGGUCUUGAUGCGGAAUUCAGCACGAUCUUCCGCCGUGCGUUCGCGUCUCGUAUCUUUCCUCCCGGCCUUGUUGAGAAGCUGGGCAUCCAGCACGUAAAGGGUCUCCUGUUGUACGGUCCACCAGGAACGGGAAAAACAUUGAUCGCUCGGCAAAUAGGGAAGAUGCUGAAUGCUCGGGAGCCGAAGAUCAUCAACGGCCCAGAAGUCCUGAAUAAGUACGUCGGUCAAUCGGAAGAGAACAUUCGGAAGCUGUUUGCGGACGCAGAGAAGGAGUACAGGGAGAAGGGCGAUGAAAGUGGGCUGCACAUUAUUAUAUUUGACGAACUGGAUGCUGUAUGUAAACAGCGUGGCAGUGGUGCAGGUGGUGGUACGGGCGUGGGAGACAGCGUGGUGAACCAACUGCUAUCGAAGCUUGAUGGUGUGGACCAGCUCAAUAAUAUCCUGCUCAUUGGAAUGACGAACCGAAAGGAUAUGAUUGAUGAAGCAUUGCUGCGACCAGGGCGUCUGGAAGUCCACAUGGAGAUCUCUCUUCCUGACGAGCACGGCCGAAGCCAGAUCCUGAAAAUCCAUACUCAAAAGAUGAGGGAUAACAAUGUGAUGGAUGGCGACGUCAAUCUGAGUGAGCUGGCUCUCAUGACCAAGAACUUCUCCGGUGCCGAAAUUGCAGGUCUUGUCAAGUCCGCAUCCUCUUUUGCUUUCACCCGACACGUCAAAGUUGGGACGAUGGCGAGCAUUUCCGACGACGUUGUGAAUAUGAAAGUUAACCGGUCCGACUUCCACCAUGCACUCGAUGAAGUCCAACCCGCGUUUGGUGUGUCGGAAGAAGAGCUUUCCAGCCGUAUCCAGUACGGGGUUAUCCACUACUCCUCGCGUAUCAAUGAAAUCUUACGGGAAGGAGAGCUUUUUGUGAAGCAAGUUGGCGACUCAACACCUCUAUUCUCUGUGUUACUGCACGGUCCCACAGCCAGUGGAAAGACAGCGCUGGCAGCUCGGAUUGCUAUUGACUCCGGCUUCCCUUUUAUUAAGCUGAUUAGCCCUGAGGAUAUGGUUGGCUACGGCGAGAUGGCCAAGGUUCAACAUAUCAGCAAGAUCUUCGACGAUGCGUACAAGAGUCGUACGAGUGUCGUCGUGGUUGAUAACAUUGAGAGAAUUAUCGAUUGGGUUCCUAUUGGUCCUCGAUUCAGCAACACUGUCCUGCAGACCUUGAUGGUCUUCCUACGGAAACAGCCAACCAAAGGACGACGGCUUUUGGUUCUGGCAACCACGACAGAAAGAGCCGUGUUGAAACAGCUAGACGUUUAUAGCUCAUUCAACUCCGACAUUAUGGUGCCAAACGUGAUGACCUAUGACGAGCUGAGGCACAUUAUGCAACAAUCGAAGGUAUUUGAUGAUCAGGAGAUUAGCCACGCAUUGGAAGCAGUUGGUGGCAUCACGGAGGAGAAGACUAUCGGCGUUGGCGUGAAGAAAGUACUUCUUGGAAUCGAAACGGCCAAACAAGACGCCGAUAAGGUCGGGCGUUUUGUGCGUGUCAUCAACAGGGCUAUUGAGGAGGAGCGGUCGUUUUCGUGA